Exophiala oligosperma is the source of this 2214-nucleotide messenger RNA. RefSeq lists its product as uncharacterized. The transcript has a single exon. NCBI's taxonomy places the organism in Eukaryota, Fungi, Ascomycota, Eurotiomycetes, Chaetothyriales, Herpotrichiellaceae. The coding region runs from base 1420 to 1782 and encodes 120 amino acids. The record is from RefSeq and is a predicted model, not a curated record.
GACUACUGUAGUCCUACACUGUACUGUGCGAGAUCACAGUCAGAUGUUGGUAAGUGCGAGAGCAUGUGGGCUCCACUCCAUCUAUCAUGUUCAUCCUGUCUCUCCGACCAGACCCCUCUUCCCUUUCUUCCCUCUUCCUUCAUUCCUUCCCUCUCCCUUCUUUCUUCCUUCCUUCCCUCUUCCUCAACCUUCUCUCAUCAGUUCACAAUCACUGAACGUCGCUUCCGUUCGUCUACGCAAGAACCCGCGCUAUAAAAUCCAGGCUACGUAACCAAGAAGAUGAGCUUUAUUGCCGUUAUAAAGUCUCCAAAGGACGCAGCUGAACGAGACUGGACGAUAGGCAUACCAAAGCUUCGCUGCCCUGUUCAGCGGAAACGCCCUGAGGUGGCCAGUUUCCGGUGAAAAACACAAGGCGAAAUCAACAAAUUCUGAUUUCCCGUUGAUCUUUGCUCUCCAGGACCAACUGAGCCAAAGACUCGCUCCCAAACAGGAUCAGCAGUCAAACUUCUUGAUUCCAGGGUCGAAAUAACGACGCGAAAUCAAGUAUCACUAUGUUGCUAUUUCUCCCUGUCAUCCUGGGCAAUUUCAACACUCUGAUUAGGUCCUUGAGUGAGUAUCGAUCAGAAAGCUACAAAAGGUCGCAGUCACAGUGAAAGAAGGCCUCAGCAUCCCAAAAUGGCAAAAAUGAAAAAAAAUCGACAAUUUCUUUGCUGCCAACCAGCUGGCAGCAAAGAAAUUGUCGCAAAAAGUCCCGUAUAAUCUAAUGAGAACAGCGCGAUUUACUCUCUCUUUCGCCCCCCUACCCUCUCUCUCACUCUCUCACUCUCUCACUCUCUCACUCUCUCACUCUCUCACUCACUCAUUCCUCCUGCCUCCGCCCUUGCUUCCCUUUCUCUUCCCAACUUCUCCCCUUCGUUUUUCUCCUUCCUGCGUGAACCCUUCCUUCAACGUCUCAACAUCUUCUCUUCACAAUGACUGAACAUCAUCGCUCCCUUGUUCGUCUACUCGAGACAUGAAAUCACAUGAGCAAGAGAAUGAGCUAUAUUGCCGUCUCUGAGUCUCCAAGCCCAAGCUGGACGAGAUGAAUGACGAAUGUGUCAAUGCUGUCUUGCUCAGUAUGACGAGCAGAAACCCGUUUCAGUUCCUGAUGCCUUUGGACAAGGAAUGGCCUCUCGGAGACUUGACCUCUGCAAGUCGACAUUGUGCUCUCAUGUCGAGCUGACUUGCAAAUGGACUGAGUUGAAAAGAAAGGCCCACCUCCCACAGGACUAGUCAACACACCUUUAUUUCAGCAACGAAAAGAAGGCUUCCGAGGCUCAGCACCGUAACUGCCCAAUACUCCUAUCCUGUGCACUAUCCUCAUGGGUGCUACUCAUAGAGCGACAGAGGACGAACUCCUUAGGAUGCGAAGGCACUGAGAUGGUCCUCCAAAUCCCACAGCGAUGGAAAAUUGGAAGAAAAAUCGACAUUUUUGUGCUCCACCUAUUGACUCCAGGAUUUUUCUUCCAUUUUUCAUCGCUGCCUGCCUCUCUCAAACCCCCUCUUACUCACACCCUCACCCUCACCCUCUUCCUCAAUCUCUCUCUCUCUCUCCCUCACACACCCUCACCUUCUCUCACGCACCCUCUUCUUCUCCCUCACCCUCUCUCUCACCCUUUUGUUCACACUUCCUUCUCACCCCUCUUUUCUGUGACCGUACCUGAUGGCAAGUACCCAUAUGUCAGGACAGGUUGUAGCGUGAUCCGAUAUUUAAACCGUAAACUUUCAGCUCUCCCUUCCUGAUAGGAUAUAAACUUGAAAUCAAUCCCCUGGUUCAUGCAAUUCUUACUGUACUGCACCAAGCUUAACUUUUCAUGAUGCCAACUAGGGAGAAGGGAAAGCAACGCGACGUAGAAGGCAUUUCUAGUGGCUUCUGAUUUGGUCAAUUACUAUGGACAACUGGCGCGAGGACGGAAAUCUCUCGCUCUCGUCGGUCUUACUUAUCCAUAUUCGAAGUGGUUGACGAAGUCAAACGGUUGGACCCAAUGUUAGUUGUUUUCGAAAGCUAAUGUCACUCGCACAUUUGAUCUACAAAAGUGGAAUACGGUGCGACACGAGCAGGAUGAGUAGAGUAUUGACUGAGACCUCGCCUUAGUCUGCCUAAUUAGCGUUGGCACAGCCAUAGUUACAGUACACAAUGAAAGGACUCAAAAAAUCUACUACUCAAUGCAGCAU